AUGAAAGUUAUUUUGAAAAAGAGGAACGGGAAAUUUAUAGACUGCUUUGACUUAAGCCCAUCAACCACCAUUGACCAGUUCAAGGAAAUAUAUUAUAAGAAGUAUCAUUACUACCCCGAGAGGCAGAAGUGGAAUUUAGACAGUGCGGCAGGGAAAACUCUAAAAAGUGGAACAUUCAAUGAAAAUGGAAUAAAAGAUAGUGACAUAUUGAUAUUUAAGGAUCUUGGUGUACAGAUAUCAUGGCGACUAGUUUACGUGAUAGAAUAUCUGGGGCCAAUUUUUAUAUUUCCUUUUUUUUAUUUUUGUGACAAAUAUAUUUAUCCCCAAGCGAAUAAAAAUAAAAACAUUAUUCAAAUCUUAUCCCUAUGGUUUUUGUUAUUCCAUUUUUUGAAAAGAGAAUUUGAAUCUAUGUUUGUGCAUCGAUUUAGCAAUGCCACUAUGCCAAUAACUAGGGUUCCUAUAAAUUGUGGCCACUACUGGGUAUUAUGUGGCGUAAAUAUUGGCUAUUACCUCUUUCACCCCUUGUAUAAGCCACACUGUAUAGAAACAAAACCAGCCAUAGUCUAUUCUAUUUUUAUUGUCUUAUUAAUUUUGGAAUUUCUAAAUUUAAAGUGCCACUUGAUAUUAAGAAAUUUAAGACCAAGAGGUACCAAAAACAGAGGAAUACCACACGGAUAUGGCUUCAGUUACAUUUCAUGUGCAAAUUAUUUUUAUGAAUCGUUAAUAUGGAUCAUAUUUGCACUAAUAAUAAAUACAUUAACCGGCUAUCUUUUCAGCAUAGUUGCUACAACGCAGAUGGCAAUUUGGGCAUUAAAAAAACAUAAUAAUUACAAGAGAGAAUUUCCUAAUUAUCCCAAAAACAGAAAAGCAAUAUUUCCCUUCAUCUUAUGA
Messenger RNA from Plasmodium gonderi, 891 nucleotides. Its product is annotated as 3-oxo-5-alpha-steroid 4-dehydrogenase. Bases 1 to 891 code for a protein of 296 amino acids. The transcript is spliced from 10 exons. NCBI's taxonomy places the organism in Eukaryota, Apicomplexa, Aconoidasida, Haemosporida, Plasmodiidae. Gene Ontology annotation, biological process: very long-chain fatty acid biosynthetic process. Gene Ontology annotation, molecular function: protein binding; oxidoreductase activity, acting on the CH-CH group of donors. The record is from RefSeq and is a predicted model, not a curated record.